AUGAUGUCACACAUAAUGAAAGCAAAUCCUGCAAUAAAAAACGCUGCAAGCUGUGCAACCAAAUGAAUCCAUCAAAAAGUGUCAGACACUCAAAAGGGAUCUUCAAUAUCACCGGAUCCUACAGCUGGACCUCCAGUAAUAUUGUGUACCUUAUCCAGUGCAGAAAAUGCAGCAAAGGCUCUUAUGUUGGCGAAACAGGACAGAAGUUGCAAACAAGGAUGAAUUUGCAAAGACGUACCAUCAAGGAACAUAGAUGACUUCUGCGCACCUGUGGGACUCCAUUUCGCACAACCGGACCGCACUACGGAAGACUUCAAUAUCUUAGUUCUUAAAGGAAACUUCAAAACUAUCCAGGAAAGGAAAACUUUUGA
Staurois parvus is the source of this 371-nucleotide messenger RNA. NCBI's taxonomy places the organism in Eukaryota, Metazoa, Chordata, Amphibia, Anura, Ranidae. The record is from the annotation of a GenBank genome assembly.